Molecule: messenger RNA, 1445 nt
Organism: Cuscuta epithymum
Lineage: Eukaryota; Viridiplantae; Streptophyta; Magnoliopsida; Solanales; Convolvulaceae
Source: the annotation of a GenBank genome assembly
CUAUGAUGAGGGAAUUCACGUAUUUAUACAAUAGGUAAGAAAAUAAAUACUCAGAGAGUACUAUAUAAGGAAUUAUGAAAAUAACAAAUAUGGACAAGGAAGUAACUAAGGGAAAUCGCACUAUGGGUCUCCAAUAAGAAAUACUAGUAAAGGCCUAGAUAUUACUAAUAGACUUGCAGUUGACAAAAAUAUGAAAAUAUUUUGAAUGGACGAAAAAGUGACAAAAACACAGAAUUAAAUGCUCGGCCCUUACAUUCCCCACCGACCUAGCCUCUCUCAUCGUAACUCACCUUCUUCUUCUUCAAUCAAUAAACGGUGAUGCCCAACCCGAGACGGACAAACAUUAGCGAUUAGAGCACGAGAGACGAUAGCGACAAACUCCAGUCGGCGCCACCCCAUCGCCCUGCCGCUCCAUCGUAACUCUUCUUGUUCUCACUCUCCUUCGCCGUUACUUGUCCUACCCACCGCCGCCAUCACUGUAACUGAGGAUCUAGGCUUCGUCAUCGAUGGAAGCACCACCCUGUUCCGUUCGACAUACAGUUCGUGUCUCUGACUCUCCGUCCAGAUCUCUGCUCCGCCUCUCCGUAUAGGUUGCCCUUCAAUCACCAUCGUCGCACUCGAGCAGAUUGGCAUUGACGAGUUGACCGAAUUUCUGGACGGCGAGCGACAGCGGUGAAAAGAUCGGUGUUUAAGGAUGACAGAGAUCUGCGAUUUGGUGUUCGUUAAAGCUCAGAUGGGGGCGGCGCAGGUGAGCCGGAGGCUAUGCUUACAGGCGGUGGUGCGGUUGGAGGUUUGGGUUGGAAGCUGUGGCUGAGGUGUGAGGCUGGGAUCGGAUCUGGGAGUUCGAAGCUGGGGUGGGCCGGCGGGCAGAGCUUGGGGUGGGCUAGGGUUAGUGUGUGGGACAGGGGUAGGGGCUGGCGGGGCAAAGAAUGCAGUGUCACUAUUUUCCUGUGUGGCCCGAUAAUACAUGUAACUGGAGGCGGCGUAACUGGCGGUGGUGUCUCUGCAGCGGUGUCACUGACGGUGAUUGUGGCGGUGUCACUGAUGGUGAUUGUGGCGGUCUCACUGGGUUAGUGACCUGAGUUGGCGGAGGUCACUGACUAGUGACCGGAGCUGGAGCGAAGUCAAUGGUUAGUGACGGGGAAGUCACUCUGUUAGUGACUGGUGUAGACGGCGGGGUUACAGGUGCCGGCGAUGGUGACAUCCGAUGUGGUGGGGUGUGAGGCAGUGGUGCUGGGGUUGUUGCAGUGACUACAAAACAUGGACUAAAAGUCAAAUUUUAUAAAAUGAAAAUUACAAUAAUAAAUGUAAUAAUAUUAAGGACUUCGUACAAGGUAUAAAUGACUCUUGGUCACUUUUGUAGAAAAUUUUAAAACGGGUCAUAUGAUUGUCUUUUCUGUUUAUUUUAGUAAUAUUGAUAAAAAAAGGCCCUCAAAUAAUACACA